This is a messenger RNA of Pristis pectinata (smalltooth sawfish), 2502 nucleotides long. It is a transcript of the gene tbc1d15, whose product is annotated as TBC1 domain family, member 15. Gene Ontology annotation, biological process: activation of GTPase activity. Bases 311 to 2068 code for a protein of 585 amino acids. The transcript has 18 exons. Lineage: Eukaryota; Metazoa; Chordata; Chondrichthyes; Rhinopristiformes; Pristidae. The record is from RefSeq and is a predicted model, not a curated record. Gene Ontology annotation, molecular function: GTPase activator activity.
GGCGGCAUCAUGGCGGCGGCGGGGAAGGUUGUAUACGAACAAGAUGGUGUGUUCAUUCAUUCAUACUCUGAAAGAAAUGGUGAACAAGAUACACUUCCUGGAAUUCUGAGGUUAAUUGAUAAGAUUCUGCUGGAAGAACUCAGCUCAUCAGGCAGCAUCUUUGGAGAAAGAAGAGGGUUCAGGAGCUGUAGUGGAUUGGACACCAGUGGAUGACUCCUUGGAUUCAUCGAAUAUUUUUUUUGCAGGAAAGGAUUCCAGUUCAGUUGUUGAAUGGACUCAGCCAUCUAAGGAAAAAACUUCCAGACAUACAAUGCAUCAAGUUAGUUGUGAAGCUGAAUGGGAUAUGCUUAAUACAGUUUCCUUCAAAAAAAAGCCCUUUGUGAAUAGUGAUGAUGAUUCGGCGUAUACCAUCAGUAAAAGAAGCAAAUGGGCAUUCUCCUUUAGCCUGACUGAUCUGCAGUCCAUCAAAAUAAGUACAGAAGACAUGGGCUGGUCAUACGUGGUAUUUUGCCUUUGGGAUAAUACCUUUCUGCCAGCUCUUCAUUUUCAUCAUGGUGGCAGCAAUGAUUUACUCCAGUGCCUUAAGGGAUAUAUUCUUCUUCAUGAAUCUUCACAGGAUAACCGAGUACUCCUUGUUGCAUAUAAUACCAAAGCACUUUCUCAAUCUUUUGAGAACCUAUUUGAAGAAAAUGCAGUUGGUUUAGUGCAUAAGUUUAAGAAAGAUCCAUAUAUGACAACAUUAGGAGGCUUUUCCAAAGUUACAAACUAUAUUCUUGAUGCUUUUCGUGGUUAUGAAGUAACACCCCAACAAAGACCUGCUUCUGAAAUGGAUCUCAGCGACUCUAUUUCGGGUCUGGAAAUUAAUCAUCAAGAAGAACCAGGAUUUGAAGUUAUCACACGUAUUGACCUUGGAACAAGGCCUGAAAUUCAAAGAGGAGAACCAGUUUCUGCUGAUAAGUGGUCUCAGAACAUGGAUUCUGAUGAAAAGAUUCUAGAUCCAGACAGCCUGAAAAAAAUCAUAUUCAAAGGGGGACUUUGCCAUGCGGUUAGAAAGGUGGCGUGGAAAUUUCUUCUAAGCUAUUUUCCAUGGGAUAGUACAAAAGAAGAUAGAAGGCUGCUAACCAAAAGAAAAAUAGAUGAGUACUUCAGGAUGAAGUUACAGUGGAAGUCAGUCAGUGAAGAACAAGAAAAAAGAAAUACAAGAUUGAAAGACUACAGGAGCCUUAUAGAGAAAGAUGUCAACAGAACAGAUAGAACAAAUCCUUUUUAUGAAGGGCAAGAAAAUCCUGGAUUGAUUCUAUUGCAUGACAUCUUAAUGACCUACUGCAUGUAUGAUUUUGAUCUUGGCUAUGUUCAAGGAAUGAGUGAUCUGCUUUCCCCUAUCUUGUAUGUUAUGGAAAAUGAAGUGGAUGCCUUUUGGUGCUUUGUUGCCUUUAUAGAACAAAUGCAUUGUAACUUUGAGGAGCAAAUGCAAGGCAUGAAAACAGAAUUAUCUCAGCUGAGUACAUUGCUUAAAUUGCUUGAUCUUGGGUUCUGGAAUUAUCUUGAAUCUCAAGAAUCUGGAUAUCUCUACUUCUGCUUCAGGUGGCUUCUGAUUCGGUUCAAAAGGGAAUUCAGCUUUCAAGAUACUCUUAGACUUUGGGAGGUUACAUGGACUGGUUUGCCUUGCCAGAAUUUUCAUCUUCUGAUAUGCUGUGCUAUACUAGAUACUGAAAAACAGAAGAUAAUGGAAAACCAUUAUGGGUUUAAUGAAAUUCUAAAGCACAUCAACGAGUUGUCCUUGAAACUGGAUGUAGAUGACGUGCUUUGUAAAGCAGAGGCAAUUUACCACCAAAUGAAAAACUGCAAGGAUUUGCCACAGGCUGUUGCUGAGAUUCUUGGGCUAAAGGAUAGUACAAUUGUAACCCCAGAUCUGGAAGCUGGUGUAUCAGAAACAAGAGUUACCAAAACUCCCUGGAAGACAAACCAUUCAGAUGCAACAGCAACCUCCUUUACAGAGAUAAAUGAAGAGUUAACAGGGUAUAGAGACACUGCUCAAAAUGGGCACAAAAUGACAGCUGUGGAGUGAAACUAAAAGCUGCAACUAUGGAAUCCAAGAGAUGCCACAACUUGUUUACUUUUUGCUGAAGUCCUCGUAGGUGACACAUCAGUAUUUGGAUUGAUCAGUGGGUUUAGUUACGUUGUGUAAGAGAGAGUGAUAGGACGGGAAAUGCAUUUAUUGCAAUUCCAAAUAUUUAAAAAUGAAUGUAGAGGAAAUAUGUUUUUCUAAUUACUUAAACCAUAAUGGCCUUCAUUGGGUAAUGCAUUUUUCAGACUUCAUGUCAAGCACUUGCAUGGAUGUUGGAAAACGAAGAUUUUGUUUUGUACUGAUAUAAGAAAUAUUUUGUUAAAUCUUGAGAGUCUGUCCAGUUAGUGUAUGGCUUUACUUAAAAAAAAGUUUUCUUUCUCUCAGAAAUGAUUAGAGGAUGCAAAUUCAUAAUUCAUUGAAUUUAAAAUGUACAG